Molecule: messenger RNA, 2022 nt
Organism: Nematocida homosporus
Lineage: Eukaryota; Fungi; Microsporidia
Exons: 1
Coding region: 1-2022 (673 amino acids)
Source: RefSeq, a predicted model, not a curated record
AUGCUUAUUCUAAGUCACCAAACGACUGCUAGUACUGCUGCUAUUAAUACUGCUGAUAGUACUGCUGAUAGUAUUGCUGCUGGUGGUACUGAUGGUACUACUGCUGAUAGUAUUACUGGUAGUACUGCUACGAUUACUGCUGUUGAUGACAGUGGGUCUAAACAACCACUAGCACCGCCGCCGACAUUAAAAGAACUGGCGGAUCUUAAGUUUCAGUGGGCGAUAUCUAAACUAAAUGAGCACAAUUCGUUGGUUGCGAAGGCAAAAAGUGGGUCUAGUAUGACUAAAAGUAUAACAGAGAGCCCAUCUUCUUCCAAGCCCCAGCUUGUAGAGGAUGAAUAUAUCAAGUCGGGUUUUUAUGCGGAUUUAGGAUUUACCCCAAGGAAUCUAGAACUAGUUGAAAAGGUAGCUAGUUUGAUCGUUAGCCUCUCUAAGUCUAAUAGGGUAGAUGUGUUUUCAGUGGAUACGUUUUGGCCGAAUAUAGAAUCUAUUCUUAUGCUAUAUACUGAAUUAGGUGGCAACCGCAUGGAGAGCAGAUAUGACCCGCCAAGUAUCGAGCAAGCACAUCAUAUCUUGAUUGAAAAUCUUGCUCAGAAUAUUUAUGAGAUAGGUGUUUAUAAUCUUGUUUAUGAUUUAGAAAGAGUAUGUAUCAAUUGGGAUACAUAUCAAUCACAUACUGGGAAGAUUGCUGAGGAGGGACAUACAUUCCCAGGCCCAAUGGAACCCAUUCUUAUCGAAUCUGAAAACAUGAUUAAAUAUCUACGCGGCUGCCAAAUAAUCAAUUAUAUUCACCCACUCAAUACAGCACUCUAUCUUGAGGGCCUAAACUACCUAUACGACCCAGAAGAGGAUCUAUUCGUUGUCAUUCGCCACAAUAAUAUUAGUUCAAGUUGUCCUGAGAUUUCUGAGACUCCUGAGGUUCCUGGGGCUUCUGAGGCUUCUAAGGUUCCUGAGAUUUCUGAGACUCCUGAGACUCCUAAGGUUCCUGGGGCUUCUAAGGUUCCUAAGGAGAUCUGUUCAGUCGCUAAGUUCACCUUUGCGUCUGCGGUCAUGUUAAGACAUUCUCCCAAGGGCCCAUGCAAUGUAUUAGCGAGCGAUGAAGACUUUAAGACUUUCCAGAAAGUGGUAAGAAGCUAUCGCUCCUCAAAGGGCAUUCCAGAACUCAAACAAUGUAAGGCCAUGGCCAUCACCACAUUUGACGAGUACUCUAAGCUGAGAAAAGAGAAGCAAGAUAAAAGGCGCCAAAAAGCUGAAGCUGUCGAGGGGCAAAUACUGUUUGUUAUCACCUCUAGUAAAUGGCUACUGGGAGCACCGCUAUACCUAACUGCUAUAGCGGCUGUCAUACACUUUUCUAUCGCCAAUUUGGUUUAUCUAAUCCCUUUCAAUAUACUAGCUGUUGGGUUGGGUGUUUCACUUUGGUUCCUCUUCAAUGAUAAGGAGUUAAACGCUCACAUGACAUCAACGCGAUCUCGGCCAAUUAUUUGGGUCUUCUUUAUCUUAGCGAUCAGCGGCCUCGGUGUCAUUCUUGGACUUAAUGGAGCCUCCUACUAUGCCAGCAAUGAUCGAACUUUAUUACAAGCUAUAGUUCUGGGCGGCCAGUGUGUGGUGCUGCUUAUCACUAUGGUUAGUAUUGCCACCCGAUGGGUAUUUACGUAUUCCAUGCCAUUAGCUACUAGAUACGUAUACUGGGUGCUUUACGGUCUAUCUAUCCUGUUAGCCGCAUCAGUCCCAUUACUCUCUAUCUUUUCUCUCACAACAUAUGCCCAGGUACUCCUCAACUCAAACGUUCUAACAAUCUCUGCCAUUCUCUUGGUGAUAGGGGCCUUAACUAAUGUCUUCGACCGGCAGACUGUUUAUUCCAACGAAGAACGCGAGAAGGAAGUUUCUAUUAAUCACGUCUUCUACAAACUAAUCGCGCUGGUGUGCAUCUUCACAGUACUUUGUGGUUUAAUUGGGCUUACAAUCUGGUCUACCAGCUACUACAACUUAUUAGACAAAGCCCUGAAUGCUAAUAACCCGUAA